UACACAUAUUAAUGUGUCAUAUAUAAAUCCUUGCCAACUUUCGGUAAAAACCAUAAAUCUCCACAAAUUCGUUUUGUCUGCCAACAAGAAAGCGAAAAAAAAUACCAUUCACACCCACACCAGCCGAACAUACACCUCCAGCUGCAAAAAGAAUUGCAAAGUUACCUUAUAAAAACCCAACAAAAACGAAAAAAAAACAAGCAAAACCGAAAACAACCAAAUCCACUCACCCAAGCUAAAAACAAGGAACCGGAAACAAGGUUGUGUUGUUGUGCGCUCACCAACAGCGGAAGCGUAAUGUUACGCGUCUUUGGCAAUUUUCGUUAUCUGCAAAAAGUGUGCGGUGGCUUUGUUCAAAACCAAGCAACGUGAAACUUAUGGCUAUGAACAAACACAAAGGCUUGCAAGCAUUUUAACAUGUGUGUGUGUGUGUGUGUGCGAGUGUGAGUGAAAGAGUGAAUAAAUACAUGUGUGUGUUCAUAUGCGUAUGUGAUAGACUGUGUGCUUCCAAGCAUUUUUAAAAGGAUCUCUUGCACUUCGUACUUAAUUUAAAGUUACAUUCCCAAAGGAUAUGCUACAUGCUCCAGCCCACAAACAAGUUUGCCAAAUUCUAGAACGCUCUAUCCAAGGAUUUAACGAAAAUCCCUAGAAACCAGCAAAAGCAUCUACCACAACAUUGUCAGUGAUAAUUUCACCCCCCCCCCUCUACAUUCCAGAGAAGCUACAACUACCAGAAAUAGCACUGGAAAUUCUAAGUCAACUUCAAGACCGCCCCUUGAAUGUAAUGCAUUAAAUGCAUUGCAAUGGACUUGAAAUCCGGUACAUUACUCGUACCACCGGCUGUUAAAAAUUCAAGUUGUUCACAUCCCCGCUAUACGAGCCAUAAUUUCCUGCAGCACGUUGGCAUUGCCGAAACCAUUGAAGCCGUACUCAUACUCAUACUGACCUUGGGUGUCAUAGGAGCCAAUGCCCUGGUGAUAUUUGUCAUAAACAACAGACGCUAUUCGCCUUAUAUACAUCAGCAGCCUCGUUACUUGCUAACAUCGUUGGCCUUAAAUGACCUUACCAUCGGUUUGCUUAUCACGCCAUUUGGUCUGCUGCCAGCACUCUUUCAUUGUUGGCCUUAUGGUGAAAUCUUUUGCCAAAUUCAGGGUUUACUGCGAGGAGCUCUGUCCCAACAAAGUGCUGUCAUCCUUAUAUGCAUGGCGGUCGAUAGAUACAUGUGUUCGCUACAUCCACGCCGUUACUAUCAGCAUUCUAGUAAAAAGGGCUGUGUAGCUGUACUCAGUUUAACUUGGAUAAUAAGCCUGACAAUAUUUGGAUUUCUAGUGCUGCCCAAAGGCUAUUAUUUCAAUAACACUGGCCUCAUGGCCUGUGAGCCUUUUUAUAGCAAAGCCUCAUAUCGAAUAUUGGCCACAUGUGGCUUCUAUUUUCCCACCACCAUGGUUUUGAUGUACUGCUAUGGCUCCAGUUUUCAUAUGAGCCGUUUCACCCUCAACGACCCCACAAUGCCGUUGACAUCGGCCAUUCAACAUCCAGCCUAUCAGCAACAAUUCUAUCAUCCCUAUCAUUCACAUCUGCACAUGAUGCAGCAACAUCAUCAGCAACAACAGCAACAGCUUCAACAACAACAACAGCAGCAGCAAUUGCAUCAUCAGCAACAACAACAACAACAUCACCAACUAAAAAGAGGUGACAGCACUGGCAGUGGUCCCGGAGGAGGAGGUGGCAGUAUAGGUGGUGCCAGUAUGGGAAUGACUGCCAGCAUGGAUGGAGGGCCCAUGGGCUGUGUGAGUACGCCCACCACAAUGCUGCCACAAACACCAAUCAUGAAUCUUGGCAUGGCCAUGGGCAUGGGUUUGAAUUUUGCUGGUAAUACCAUAACGAAAAAGAUUGCACCGCCAACACGAGAGAAGAAAUCAAGUGGAGCAACAUCACGUUCAAUGGCUGCCAUAUCGUUGGGUUUCAUUGUUAUGGUAACACCAUGGACCAUACAGGAAAUUGUGGCCACAUGUACGGGGUCAAAGUUACCUCCCUUUUUGGAUUUUGUGGUCACCUGGACGGCCUUAAGCAAUAGUUUUUGGAAUCCUUUCAUCUAUUGGCUGCUGAAUGAUGAUUUUAGGCGUGUAAGCAAAAAACUGAUGAUGCCAUUGCGGUGCAAACGUCAGGAGGAUACCCCCGAAAGUAAAUCACCCUGUUGUCACAUAAAUUCCGAUUUAGAAAUCACCACUUUGCCCAUGCCGCCAGAACCACCCACCUCAAGACCACCACAAAACAGCAGUGGUAAUAAUGGUGGUGGUGGUGGUGGUGGGGGUAGUGGCAAAGGCCACCUAUCCCUAAGCUCUAUGAAAGGCGGCUCUGUCUUAGGCAUAUGUGCUCGAGGACGCAGUAAUAGCCUGAAUCGUUCAUUUCAUAUUAAAAAUGCCGGCUUGCAUUCCCACCACACCCAUAUGCGUCCCGAUAUUGAAGGGCUUUCCGAGAAAUAUUGGGGCGAAAUACUAGAGCGCACUGUUAGCUCGAAUAGCUUGCAUGCGGCCAUGCAAAAGUCAUACGCCCCCACGGCCACACAUUUGUAUCAUCCGCAUGCCUAUCAUCCGCCCACUGCAAAUGUUGGCAACACCAUGACAACAUCGUUCAGCAAACACAGUGAUCUAAACUUGCACAUCAGCGAGCAGGAUGAUGUACUGGUGGAUGCGGGCAACACCAACAUGAUGAUGACGACGCCCGGGACGGGCAGUGAUCUCAAUAAAUUCUCCACUUCAGAGCCCAAACUGUUUGACGCCGAAGAAGAUGAAUAUGGCCAUGAGGCGCAGUGUGCCAAAACGAAAGCCAAUACAGAGGCCAAUCGCUCUUUGGGUGCGAUGGUGGACACUGCGGCCACAGCGAACAAUGGACGUGGUAACCAGCCGGACAUUUAGUACGCAGAGGAUGUGAUACAGGCCAAUACAAAAUCCCAAAAUGCAUGUAAAAUGGCCAGCGAGGCGGCAGCAGCCAUCAGCGCCACCACUACUGCGACUGAUGGCCAUGGAGUGAAGCCUACUACAUUUUUAACCCUCUCCCGGAGUACAUGUCGUUCCCCGGCAGCAGCAACACAGUUUAUGCCGCACUUACGCAAAUCAGCCACAUUGACUCGUCGCCCACUGCCCGCCAUGCCACCAUGUCUGCGUCACAGUAAAUUUUUAAGUAGGAGUACAAUAAUCACAGCUCCUUCCAAGGAACACCAGCACCUACACCACAACCACCCACACUUAGUGAGACUUGCCUCUCCACAACCACCGAAAUUUUUGGCCAUUGCCUUGCCUCUGGCCGAAUACCGGAAAUGAAAUAUCAUUGCAAAUCCGCCGAUGACAUGGCAUCACCCAUGAUGUUGAUGUCCCUGUUUUUUUUGGUUUGUUUAUUUCUAUGUAGGCCCAUAUUUUUGAACGAUUCUGGUUUAUGCAAGUGUUUUAAAGCCACAUGAUGAUGGCCCGCAUGAUGAUGUCAUUGGAGCCAUGUUGCGAUUUGCUGCACAUCCGGAUGCCAUGUAUUUUACUCUUCAUUUGUUACAGCAUCCGUUUGGUAUGUUUGACUUUGGACCUUUGGUUUUGGUUUGGUGGCCUAAGCCAUGUUUGUUUUCCAUUAUUUGGGUUUUUUUUUCGGUUGUCAUAUCACCACUACCCUCACUACCAUUAUCUUGUAAAUAAUUGUGUAUGUAUUGUAUUGUGUGUAUUUGUAGGUAUGGUAUAUGUGUAUUUACAUCUAAAUGUGUGUCUAUA
Stomoxys calcitrans (stable fly) is the source of this 3755-nucleotide messenger RNA. RefSeq names its product dopamine receptor 2. The transcript is spliced from 9 exons. Gene Ontology annotation, molecular function: corazonin receptor activity. Bases 804 to 2918 code for a protein of 704 amino acids. Gene Ontology annotation, cellular component: membrane. Lineage: Eukaryota; Metazoa; Arthropoda; Insecta; Diptera; Muscidae. Gene Ontology annotation, biological process: neuropeptide signaling pathway. The record is from RefSeq and is a predicted model, not a curated record.